This is a messenger RNA of Scleropages formosus (Asian bonytongue), 2330 nucleotides long. Its product is annotated as apoptosis facilitator Bcl-2-like protein 14. The transcript has 6 exons. Gene Ontology annotation, biological process: regulation of extrinsic apoptotic signaling pathway. The record is from RefSeq and is a predicted model, not a curated record. Lineage: Eukaryota; Metazoa; Chordata; Actinopteri; Osteoglossiformes; Osteoglossidae. The coding region runs from base 182 to 1396 and encodes 404 amino acids.
CUCACGCCAAUUCUAUUGGCCAUUUGAAGGAGAGGAGGAACAGGUACAACCAUAAGUGUUUAGCAGCUGUCAGGUCUUGUCUAGAACUCAAGUGGGAACUGCUCAAGGUUCAUCUUGCUCCACACUGAAUUGUCAAGUCAUAAGUUAACCAAGAAGCUGAUUUUGAAGAACACUUUCAAUCAUGCAGAAACAGGAUGGAUGUAGAGCCCCUGUGCCCGAGCUACUGGCUCUGCCUUCACAGGAUGCCACACGCCUGCUGGAGGUCUAUGUGAAGCGCAGCCUGAGCCUCAAUGAUGGUGCUGUUGCAAACAGGAAGCCCCAGGUCAAGCUCCGGCGGUCGGGCACUGUGGUGGAGAACCACAGCAGAAUCUGCAGGCAAGAAAGCAAUGCUUCCACACGACCAGCAGCUGCCAAGGUAGUGGCAGAGGUCUCUAGGCCGGCACCCUCCAAGUCAAGUGGGCCUGUCAUGCCGGAGGUCUCUGCCAAGCUGGGUUUGAUGUCCAAGAAGAGUGAAAAGAAAAGGAAGAAGCCCUCAUUCCUGAAGAGCAUCCUGAGCCUAUUCUCCAGGAGGGCCAGUGAGAAAAGUGAAGAAGAGGAGGCCAAGCCGGUGAAAACGGGAGCUGCCGCUGCCACACAACAGAGUUCUUUCACCGCUUCCUGCCUGCCCUUCCGUGGAGGGUUCCAGGACCCCCCAUGUCCCGGCAAGCUACAGAGAAAAGUAUCCUGGAGGAAGAUGUCCUUCAGGGCACGUGCUUGUGAGGAAGCCAAAUUCACCCCUGUGAAGAGACCCACUACCUUGGGCCUCUUUGAUGGAGGACACAAGCCUGAAGUUGUGAGUGUGGAGCCCAACAGCACAUACUACGAAAAGAUGUCAGACGAGCUGGCCAAACUAGUGAGGCGAGUCAAAGAUGAGGGCUAUUCAGUUCCUGAACAAAGUGUGAAGGCAAGGAAGAAUGUGGCAGCUCAAGAAAAGGAGGUGAUUGAGAGGAUCACUGAACUGCUCAAACAAGAAGGAGAUGCCAUCGACGGUGUGCUAAAGGAGAACAGCACCAUCAGCUCCUUCUUCCAGUGCUUGUCCUAUGGCUCUUUCCAGCAGCUGGCAGACCGCUAUGUGGAGGCAGAGACCCCAGAGCCAUUGCCCCCCGAUGCUGGCUGUAAAGAGCUCGUCCACUUUGCUGUCACCCUGGACUUUACUGCCAAAAUGGCCGGACUCUCCAACCAAGCCGUGGGACGCAUUAUGGGCUUUGGGCAGCAGUACCUCCAGGAACGUUUCAUGAGGAUGACCUUUGCUCACAGUGGAGUCCCAGGAAGAACAGGGAUGCAGGCUGCAGUGUCCUCGGGAUACGAGUCCAUGGAAUCUCAAGAGCAAGUGGGAAAUUUUGUCAGCCUGGACUAACGUCACAGUUUCAUUUGAUUUUUUUUGAAGUUCCAUUUAAGCUUUGAUCCAUUCAAAUCUGUUCAUUUUGGAAAAACAAAACUUGACCUGACAAUGGAAGGAGGAAUUACUCCAUCUGUUGUGACCCAUCUUGUGCGAGAAGCAGUUUUCUCUCCUGGAAAUUUGACUGACGUUUUUUUUACUUUACUUUUUUUAUAAAAGAAUAUUUAAAAUUUUACGGAAAUAUGAGGCAAUAUGUCUCAGUGUGACACUGAUGAAAGGAAAGCAAAUAUUUAAUAUUUCAAAAAGUAUGAACUCCCACAGAAGUUACCGAUAACGCAUGAGGCAAAAAGAUCCUGAUCACAAAGAAUUUAAAUACUUUUUCCAAAAUGAUGCAGUAUCAGUACUGUAUUGGUUCUGUAUCAGUACUCUAUCAGUAUUGUAUUGGCUCUGUGUCAGUACUACUGGGAGAAAGGCACGUUGGCACAUUUUUGGAAAGUACACUGAACAGUCAGGUGAACAACCUGUGUAAUAACAAGGUGAAUCAGUAUUUGAAUGCAGGAAAUCGGUGCUGCGUUGGACUUCCUGUAAUUUACAGGAAAGUGUUAUUUUCGACUAUUGUGUCAUAACGUGAUUCACUCUGGUGUUAAAUCUUGAAAUGAUUCCAGAUGUCAGGAAUCACGCAGGCUGACAUGACCUAAGUCUACAAUAACUCUCUACUUGGCUGUGUGUACGCAGGCGUACACAGACUGUACAUGAUUACUACGGGUUUUUAAAAUGAUAGUGACUAAAUUUUAAAAUUUAUGUUUCAUUCCAUUAUUCUUUGUAUCUGUAUCUGUUUAUUUAGAAGCAUUCUGUAAAAAGCUGUCAGAUUUUAUUUAAUUACAUGUAAAAUAUUCCAUGUGUCAUUCUUUUCCAUAGUCUUUUAUUUUUAACUAUUCCAGUUUAAAUUUUU